Molecule: messenger RNA, 1480 nt
Organism: Phacochoerus africanus (Common warthog)
Lineage: Eukaryota; Metazoa; Chordata; Mammalia; Artiodactyla; Suidae
Gene: KLRG2
Product: killer cell lectin like receptor G2
Exons: 5
Coding region: 124-1386 (420 amino acids)
Source: RefSeq, a predicted model, not a curated record
GGGGCGUGGCUUGACAGCUUCAGCGACCCGUCUGGACCAAUCCCGACCCGGGCGGCGAAGCUCACUCCCCUACCUGGGCCAGGUGCGCCAGCCUCGGCGUCUCUCCUUUGCUCUGCGCGUCGCAUGGAGGGCUCCGGGGAGGCGUCGUGGGGAGACCAAACCCGGACUCAGUUCCCAAUGGAGCCCUUGGAAAGCCAGGUCCCGAAGCUGGAGCCGAAGCAGGUUCUCGCGGAGGAAAGACAGCCUGAGAGUCCUGGGAGCAGCCCGAGUCUGGCUUCCGCCGUGAAGGAAGCGGCGGGCGCGAGCCAGGACCUGUCUAGCGGAAAGAAGCUGCCCUCGCCUCGCCCGGCGCCCCUGAAGUUGCUGCCACUCAGCCUGGGCUACGGCGCCUUCCGCCGCCAAGCGUCGUCCGGCUCGGAGCCGCCGUCGCCCGGCCCCGCUGCGACCGAACAGUCCCGGGACGGCGAGACACCGGGGGCCGAACUGGCGCCUAGGGCCACGCCGGGUGAGCCGGCUCCAGGCUCCUGGGCCCCCAUGGAACUGCAGGUGGACGUGCGCGUGAAGCCCGUGGGCGCGGCUGGCGGCAGCCGUGCGCCCUCGCCAGCGCCCUCCACGCGCUUCCUCACCGUCCCUGUGCCGGAGUCCCCCGCCUUCUCCCGCCACGCCUCCCCAGCGCAGCUGCUCCUGCGGCAGACCCCGUCCCCGGGCAGCACGUGGGGCCGUGGCGUGCCGCUGGCCGUAGGCCGGGCGGAGCGCGGCCUUGACGGAGAGGGCUGGGCCAGCCACCCCGAAGGGCGUGCGGAGUCCCCGGGCUCCCCGACCUGCCGCUGCCGCUGCAAGGAGGAUGCCGUGCUGCUGCCUCGCGCCGAGGGGGACGGCGAUAAGAAGCUGUCCCGGGUCAUAAAGCUCAUAGGGCUGCCCAUGUACAUGAAGUCGCUGCGAUGGGCCCUGGCCGUCAUGGCCCUGCUCCUGGCAUUGUCCUCGGUGGCCAUUGUGGCCCUGGCUUCCAAAGCAGGAGCCAGAUGCCGGCCCUGCCCUCGAGGCUGGGUGUGGUCCGAUGACCACUGCUACUACUUCUCUGCCGAAUUGCAGGCCUGGGAGGCCAGCCGGGCCUUCUGCUCAGCCCACCACGCCACUCUUCCCCUGCUGAACCAUACCCAGGGCUUCCUGAGCAGAUACCCAGUCACCAAGUACUCCUGGGUAGGGGCCCGGCGAGGGCCCCGGGGCUGGCACUGGAUCGAUGGGACCCCCCUGCUGCCCCAGCUGCUCCCAGAGGAAAACCAGGAUGAGCCGGAUCUUGACUGCGGGGGCCUGGAGGGAGGCAAGCUGGUGGCUUCAGACUGUGCCUCCCCCAGGCCCUGGGUCUGUGCCAAGGGGACCAAGUGACUUGGGUUCUGCCCCCGCUGAGCCGGUUGGGGGCACCAGCCCCCAGGGGAGACCAGAUCAAGAGCUGGAGCAGCCUGUUCCCCAGACCCAGGCC